Aricia agestis (brown argus) is the source of this 1595-nucleotide messenger RNA. RefSeq names its product palmitoyltransferase ZDHHC2-like. NCBI's taxonomy places the organism in Eukaryota, Metazoa, Arthropoda, Insecta, Lepidoptera, Lycaenidae. Gene Ontology annotation, biological process: protein targeting to membrane; synaptic vesicle maturation; peptidyl-L-cysteine S-palmitoylation. The record is from RefSeq and is a predicted model, not a curated record. Gene Ontology annotation, cellular component: endoplasmic reticulum; Golgi apparatus. The transcript is spliced from 8 exons. Bases 72 to 1217 code for a protein of 381 amino acids. Gene Ontology annotation, molecular function: protein-cysteine S-palmitoyltransferase activity.
UGACACGAAAUUUUUAAUAAAAUAGUGUUGUGCUAAGAUAUGGAUCAGGAUAACUUUACAUUUUAUCAUUAAUGGCUUCAUCAGUGCAAAGUAAUAGACCUUCAACGCCAAACUAUUGCGGAUGUUGGAGGACAUGCAACAUGUGGUGCUGGAGAGCCUUCAAAUGGCUCCCAGUGCUCCUGAUCGUUUCCAUUGUAACUUGGUCUUAUUAUGCUUACGUUUAUCAGUUGUGCUUUUCUACAAUUAAAAGUGCAGUACAGCAAUGGGUAUACCUAGUGAUAUACCAUGUUCUAUUAAUAAUGUUCGCUUGGUCCUAUGGGAAAACAAUAUUCGCGAAUGUUGAACAAAUACCAAGCAAAUAUUUCCUUACGGGAGCAGAGUUGGAGAAACUACUUAGUGUAGAUACUGAAGAAGAGCAGAGAACAAUAAUUGAAAACUUUGCAAAGGACCUUCCCAUUGUGACUAGAACAAUGUCGGGUUCGGUCCGCUACUGCAACCGUUGUCUGCUCGUCAAGCCUGACCGAGCUCACCACUGCAGCAUCUGCUCGAGAUGUGUACUUAAAAUGGACCACCACUGCCCUUGGGUUAACAACUGUGUGUGUUUCCAAAACUACAAGUUCUUUAUGCUGUUCCUGGCUUACGCACUACUGUAUUGCCUGUUCAUCAUGUCUACAUGUUUGCCAUAUUUCAUCAAGUUUUGGAAGGGUGAAAUGAGCACAGCGGGCUCCCCCGGAAGAUACCACAUAGUGUUCGCUUUCUUUGUCGCACUCAUGUUCGCUAUCUCGCUCGGUUCCCUCUUCGGAUACCACUGCUACCUCGUCGCACAUAAUAGAACAACAUUAGAGGCGUUCCGUGCGCCGAUGUUCCGCGGUGGCGCCGACAAGAACGGCUUCUCACUCGGUGCCUUCAAUAAUUUUAAGGAGGUGUUCGGCAAGCGGCCCAACCUGUGGGCGCUGCCCAUCUUCACCAGCGUCGGCAACGGGUGCGAAUAUCCUGUACGGCGCGAGCACCAGCUGCAGACGUUCGCGGCGGCGGCGGACGCGCGGUACGAGUCCAUGGGGACCACGCGUUCCAGUUUCGGGGACGGCAUCGUGUUCCCUUUGCCGAAAGAAGACGAAGACACGGAGUCUCUGCUGAGCUCGGAGCGAUGGGAACGCUGGGGCGAGCGGGCGCGUCCGUUCGACGAAGCCGACGGCUCGUCCAUCGAGGAAAUUUAACUUAAGACGACUGAAAAAUGGCAAUACUUGAACUGUGAAUGUGGAAGAAUUGUGACACCGUUAAAUUUUACUCUAAGGGAAUACAGAACUGAGAGCGGUCAUGCGUUAGGCUGACCCCUCGUUAGGCACGCGAUUUCCUCGUUCUCUCUCUCUCUCUCUCUCGUCCUCGAACCGCGACGCGAGCGCCGCACGCCUAAUGUGGGGACGCCUUAAAACGUUCUGUGUUGACCGUGUCGAUGCCUUCUGUAUAUCUAUGUACCUAACUUAAUAUUAAAACAAUGAACGCAAAACAACCAGUGUUGCAGCAUAUUUUUGGCGAGCGCGGUUACACCAUAAAGUGAAUAUACCUAGCGAAAUAGAGCUACAAUCUCGAGCUGU